Molecule: messenger RNA, 1453 nt
Organism: Pelagomonas calceolata
Lineage: Eukaryota; Pelagophyceae; Pelagomonadales; Pelagomonadaceae
Source: the annotation of a GenBank genome assembly
CCGGAAUUCAAAGAGGGCCCGGCACGACUCCUGGACCCAAUCCGGGUACCCCAGCCUGAUGGCAAGUCGGCCCUUGGCUAUAGACCCAGAGUUAAUUGUAACGCGACGAGCAACGCCCCCGAUCAGCAAACCGCGCGCGGCGCGGGCGUCUCCGUCUCGCGCAAGGAGCGCACGCGCUGGCGCUCACCGUGAAACGGGCGAGCCCAGAGCAUUUAGAGGCAAACACUUAAAGCCGAGGGAAGGCCGCGCGGCCCCGCCCUCACCGCCGCAAAUGAUGCUUUGUAUCAUUGCCGCGGCGGCGCUGGCGGCGCGCGGCGCCGGUGAAAUUGUUAUUGAGGACUUCGCCGGCCCCGUCGACGCCUUCUUCCUCGACGACGGGACCGCUGCCGGCCUGCCGUCGUCGGGAAAUUCGGCGCUCGAGAAGGUCGACGACGGCUUACGGCUGAAUUACGACGUCGCGCGCAACGGCCCCUUCGGUGCCGCUCUAAUGGGCAAGAUUUGGGACGGCUACCGCGACCUCUCGAACGCGUCGAGCAUCCGGCUGACGUACCGCGUCGAGGCGGCGUCGAGCCUCCCCGGCCACGCGACGCUCGGCGUCGUGCUCCUCGACGGCAGGGCGUGCGGCCUCGCGCCCCACUGUAGUGCAGGCAUCGGGCUCGCCCUGACGGACUACCUGGCGUCGGGAAAUGUCGUUCUCGACAAACUGGGCGGCUGGCGGACCCUCGAGAUCGACCUCUGCGGCGAGGCGAACCCCUACGCGCCGUUCUUCGGCCUGGACCGAGAAGGGAGGAGCCUCGACCCCGCGACGGUCCAGGGCUGGCGCCUCGGCAUCGUCGUCGAUUCUCUGGCGGGAAUGGGAAAUCCCGCGACCGGGUCGAUCGUCUUUGGCGAGCUCGCGGCCGUCGGCGCCGGCCCGGCAAAACCGCCGCCCUGCGCGCCGCCGCCGCGGGCCGGCGCGCGCGAGCUUGUGGACGUGCGCGUCAACAAAGCGUCAGCUAUGAAAGUCUUUGAGCUCGGGCUCCGGCACUGCGCGGAGCACUGCGCGAACGACGGGGCGUGUGCCUACUUUUCCACGGACCCGCGCCGGAACCCGCCCGUCGGCGCCUACCCGAGCUGCUAUCUCUUCGCCGAGCUGCACGCGGACGACGUGACCUUCGCCGCGCCGGGCGCGCCGGACGGCGUGCGGACGUGGUGGUAUGAGGACGCGCGCGAGGCGCUCUGCGACGCGUGCGCGUGCGACGCGGCGACGCGGCGGGCCGACUGCACGCGCGCGGACCUCGCGACGGCGCCGCGCCCGUCGGCCGGCUUCGACCCGCUGUCGAUAGACCUGAGCGGCAACGAGCGGCUCGUCGUGCUCGGGGCGCUCUCGGACUUUCCGAGCCUCGAGCGCGUCACGCUGCCGCACGCGCUCACGUUGUCAAGCAGCGCGGCGACGGCAUGCUCGUAACCAUGC